Parnassius apollo (apollo) is the source of this 498-nucleotide messenger RNA. Lineage: Eukaryota; Metazoa; Arthropoda; Insecta; Lepidoptera; Papilionidae. The record is from the annotation of a GenBank genome assembly.
AUGGUCCUUGGUAAUUUUAAAGUUCCUGCUUUGCCUCUCAAUCGGGCUCAGUACAAUGCUAAGAGUAACGAGCAAGAACCAACUAAACCUGAACUUAAGAAAGAUAACAAGAAAAAGCACGGUCGCUGUCUGAUUUUGAUUUGGGAAGAUCUCAUGGAAAGGGUAAAUUUGGUAAUGUGCACUUAUCCCGUGAAAAAGUCUCAUUAUGUCGUUGCUUUAAAAAUACUGUUUAAAAGUCAAAUCCUGGAUUCGGAAAUGGAACAUCAAGUACGUAGCGAAGUGGAAAUUCAGUGUCGAUUACGCCAUCUAAAUAUUCUACGAAUGUAUGGUUAUUUUCAUGACGAGAAGAUUUAUUUGGGUUUGGAAUACGCAAAGCAUGGUGCCUUGUAUAAGCUUUUCGAAGAGCACGAGAGAUUUGACGAGGAAACCGCAGCCAUCUAUGUCAGAAAGAACAAAAGCUUUAAUGUAUUGUUACUCGAAAAAAGUUAUCCAUUGUGA